This is a messenger RNA of Paramuricea clavata, 1467 nucleotides long. NCBI's taxonomy places the organism in Eukaryota, Metazoa, Cnidaria, Anthozoa, Malacalcyonacea, Plexauridae. The record is from the annotation of a GenBank genome assembly.
AUGGAGGACUUCGAGGACAUUGAGUUGGAGGAAAAAAGUUAUCCUCAAUAUGACGACCUCAAUUAUGAUGACCUAACGAUAGCUUUUAGUAGGUUAGAUACGGAGGUGAGGGGAGAGGCUAUGUAUGGUGAUGAUCCUAUAGCGAUAACCAAUCUUAAAAGUGAACUGGACUAUGUAAAGAAUCUCAUGGAGACACGUGCAAUAGUUUCUAGAAUUGAAGAAUCCUUGAAGGAAAUAAAACGUCUUAAGGAGCAGGAAACAACCUUUACUGAGAGUAAUGACGGUACAGUGAACAUUUCAGGUCCAUCAGGAAGCACAACCGUCCCAGGAGUCGACUUUGUGGAAGACCCAAACAAUGUACUUCCAGAUGUUCUAGAUGCAUUCAACGAAUCAUUUGACACUGAUUGGGGUGACAUAGAAGCCCGCCUAGAGAAACUAAAUAAGAUUUCAACAGCAAAUAAAAAGAGAGAUUUCGAAAACCAAGUGGAGCGUGUUCAAGCUGUCGCGAGAGUUAUUAAAGGUAAGGAGGGACUAAUACUAGACCCAAAGAAUAAAUAUGUCAGGGAACUCAUCAAACGAUCAUCUGUAAGAACACUCAAGGAUGGCACAGAGGUGUUGGUAUUUAGAAGUGAACAAGGUAUUAACAAAAGUGGGACACAAAUAAUGAAACGCGGUAAGACCAAGAUUCCCAUGUACUCAAAGGACUCACAAGAGGUACCUACGGAUCCCUACGUUAGAAUUAGAAGUGAUAAAUCAAUUUACGAGGAUACCAAAGAAGAGCCCCGAUUUGAUACCAGUGAUGAGGAAUACGCUGACCGUAAGAACAUUGAGUUAAUAUAUAUAAGUGCAAAACUAGGAGAUCUUCCAGGGCUAACAGUGCAAGAAAACAAUGAACUGAGAGGUGUUCUUAACCCACCUGAUGGAUCAAGCAUAGAAGGCAGAACAGGUCCCAAUGGAGCGUUACAAAUCCAGGCUGACUACUUUAAUGAAGCUAUUGGUGAAACCGUGGAACGCGCCACAUCUGCGGAAGGUACAACUGAGUAUAAUUCCCUUAUAGAAAUAAUUGACAGUUUGAAGGAAGCUAGAGAUCGAACCCUAGAACAGAGAACAGUAGAGGAAAGAAGAGAGGCACAACUAAAUGACAUUUCCAGAUUACGUAGAUUUAUAGACUGGGUAGGAAAGGAAAAAGUGGGACUUGUAGGGAUAGCAGUGUCAACAGCUAGUUUAAUUACAGCCUUACUAAUCCAUGCUAGGGGAGCCAUUGUGAAGACAGCAAAGGCCACCGGUAAAGUAGCAAAAGCAUUAGCAAAUUUAGCGAAGAAAGCAGGACCAAUUCUAGUUCCAAUUCUGAACACCAUCGCAACGGCGCUAUCAUGGGGUGCCAGAGGAGUUGCAUGGUUAGCAUCUAACUUAUGGGUAGUUGUUGUUGCUAUAACCCUAGUUGUUUACGAUUAUAACACUAAGUAA